This is a messenger RNA of Coniophora puteana RWD-64-598 SS2, 5277 nucleotides long. RefSeq lists its product as uncharacterized. NCBI's taxonomy places the organism in Eukaryota, Fungi, Basidiomycota, Agaricomycetes, Boletales, Coniophoraceae. Bases 1 to 5277 code for a protein of 1758 amino acids. The transcript has 16 exons. The record is from RefSeq and is a predicted model, not a curated record.
AUGAACACAGAAUUCCCGAGAGGCAAAGAGUCAGAUGGAGUCGGAGUCGGUCACAGGAGUCGGGAGUCGGAAUCAGGAGUCGGCUGUCAGGAACUGAGUCGGACCACACCCAAGUCUCGUUUCUGUCUGUUGCCUGGUCGCUACUUCUGGCUUUUGGCGACUCUGUAUCUCUCUGCAGACAUUGUUCCUGGUCCUAUUCUGUGUCCGUUUUUUCAGGUUGUUCUUUAUCUCUGUCGUGUGUCUUUCUACCUUCUGGUCUCUGGAACCCUCUGCUUGCUUUGGUCCAGCCCCGCACUGUCAUCUCUUAAAUCAAUAAAGUCCUUUAUAGAGGGUUCCGCCAGUCCGACCUCCAACAGCCCUAGUAAUCACAGCCACUCUGCAAAUUUACCCCCACAUGUGCCUCAUUGCAAUCACCCUCCAGUCGCACCUCUCUUGCAGGAGGCGGCACCACCUUCGCUUCAGCCCAUCUAUACUUCGCCAAAUGCAGGACCCGUUGGUCUGGAUUUGAAUCUUCGACUACAUGGAUUCAACACCACUGCAAAUCAAGGUCCUGCUAUUUCGUCAUAUCCACAAGCUGCUCCUCUAUCUGGCUACUCAGCACCUACAUAUACCCAUUCAUCUUCUGUUGCUCCCGGUCUGCAAUUUUAUUCUGGCUCUACCCCUCGCCCACAGUACCCCACCUCAGGUCUCAUGCCUGCUAUUAUACCCACCUGCCCUAUGCAGCCAACUGCACCUGUACAUACUAUAGGCCAGACAUGCAGUUGUCAGACAUCAGCGAAGCCAGCGCCUGUAUCCCAAACCUUUCAGCCUCCUAAAACACAUCCUCUGAUGGCUAAAACAACUUCUGCUGCCCCAACUACUGUGCUCGCUCGCACUAACAAUUCCCAAGAACCAAAUGCUGUUACUCGCAAGUCAGGUCCAACUCGUGUUACCUCCGACAGCGAGAGUGUUUGUCUCCCUAGUGGACGGUACUGGAGCUUCUGGCCCGAUGGCGAAUGGGCGAUGGACCUCACAGGUGCAGAUACUGAAGAUCCUCAUACCAAAAAGCUCAUGGUGCACUGGCCUUGUACUGCAUAUGGUACUCCCAAGGGUCACAAAGGCUCAGUGGAUGCUGACACAUGGGAACAAGGUGCUGUAAAGCGUCGUAGAUGUAAUGGAAUUAUCUCUUGCACUACUCCAAAAUGUCCAUACACCCUCCGCCCCCUCGCCGACACUAUCAGGACCAUCCAGAACCAGGCAUCAUCCACUCCAUGUCUCAACUGCAAGAAAUGCACUCUGAAGCAUGAACCGUGUGGUGUUAUGCUUCGCAUAUACAAGUACAAGCAUGGUGCUCAUGUGAUGAACUCUGGUUUCCAUACCCAUCCUCGCAUUCCCCGUCUUUUGCAUCUCACACCAGACGAAGAAACACAGAUCCAUACUGUUAUUGAAGAACACCCUAUGGCUGGACCCUCAGAGCUUGUCACAGGACGCAGAGGCUUGUCUGGCCCACGGGAUUCGGUUGCUGUUAUCUCUUCUGUCCUGGAAAAUCCCCAGCGAGUUGCUUACGAGAAGCAAAAACUGAAGAAUUCCCUCAAGAUGCCUUUCGAGCGAGCAUGGACCGAGUUUCAAAAUAAAUACCCGGGUUUUAUCCUCGACGAUUUUACCAAGCUUGGGCCUGACAUAUCUGUCAUUAUAUGCCAAUCUGCAUUCAUGCGAUCACAUCUAGUUCAGGAACUUGAAGGGGGAAUUGUGACUGAUGCCGCACAUGGUUUUUGGGCUGAUCGCAACUCGGUCCUUAUAACGAGUUCAGUCUACUCUGAGGAUCUUUCUCACUGGAUUCCUGUCAUCAUCACCUGGGCUAAUGGAACUACUGCCGAACACUAUAAACAUCAUUUCUCUGCGCUCUUCCACACUAUGGAUAUUGAGCUCACCCAGCGCAAUAUGCAUGUUACCGAUGACAUGUUUGCCAAUAACACUGCAAAACUGCUACUCAAGGGGUGUCAGCAACAUUUUUGUGCAUCAGUGGAGCGUGUUCGCCGCAUUGGCUGUGUUGUCAAGUCAAAUCCUCAGCGGUUUGAAGAGCGUACAAAAAGCCUUAUUCAUAUUCACGAUGGCGAGGAGUUUCGGAAAGUCGUCCAAGCUAUUACAGACAAGUUCCCUGAUACAACUGAAUGGCUUCUCUGGUGGCUACACCCAGAUCGUGCUGCUAUGCUCUUUCGCAAGGAUACCAAAAUGCCUGAGGAGAUAUGGGAUUGGCUGCAGGAUACUACGAAUGCACAGGAGGCAAUGCACCACAAGAUGUAUGCUCACAUCGGCAAGGAUCACGAGCUUAUUUCUGGCUUUCAGUCACUGCGAGCAUUUAUUGCUCGCGAGGAACACCAGGCUCAUGCUCGUGCAAGUGGCAUAUUGACAGAGUAUCAGCCCACUCAGAGGUCAUUGAAAAACCAAGCCAAGCAUGGUCAUUCAAAGCCAGACCGAGCACCGACUGCACAUCAGCACUAUGAUCGCUCUGAUUACGCGCCACCAGAUACAGCUGCACAGCUUCACAAAAGCAGUCAGAAGGACUGGGUCCAAAAAGCUCUUGAUCGCCUGGCCACGGGGUUUGCUGGCAACACGAUAUCAGUAUCUCUGCAAAAAAAAGUUCAUCUUGCUGCACACCCUCCAUCACAGACAAACGAACACCGACAGUCAUCAUUUCCAUGGUUUGAUAACUCCUGCUGGCUGGACACAAUGCUUGAACUUAUCUCCUGUGCAACUUUUUGGGACUAUUGGGCUAGCUUUUAUCCCCGUUUCCAGGCUCUAGACAGUACCCACCCUUUGCAUACACUUGGUCGGGUGAUCCACCAACGUGUUACCAUGGACACUACUACACUAUCCAUAGAAGGCCAAAUCGAAAUUCUGCGACUUCUGCAAGAUGGUUUUCGGCGAGAUCUAGGAUGGCUUGGAACCCCGUCACAUGCCUGUGUAUCUCUUCAGAAAGAGCACUGGCAAUUUGCAUCAGUUCCACAAACUUCAUUCUACUACCAGCUCACACGUCCACUCGCAAGCAGAUAUAAUGGACUUGUUACUGAAUGGUUCAAGACGAAGUUUUCCAGGCCCAGCAAGGACCAGCGCAGCCAAUGCUGGUGUCAGCCUUUAGGCGACUCGGGGUCAGACAUACACAUGGUCUUUAUUAUUGAAGUGGAUGAAACUAUUGCCUCACGCUCCGAAUAUCCUGGGUCGCCAGAAUGGGACAUUCCAGAUAUCCUACGGCCUCUCACUCUGGCGAAAGAGAAAUCGCACCAGCUGGUGUACCGACUUGUGGGCCGGGCAUUUUACGAUGCAGAAACCUCUCAUUUCAGUGCUCGUGGUGUGACAUCUGAUCGUCAACACAUCUACUCGUAUGAUGGCAAAGACAAGGGACAUGCUUAUGUGAUUGCCCGAUCUUCGGUAGGGAGUCAUCUUGCUGGAACUCACAAAAAUCUUGGUCUUCCACCUUCGGUCUCAACAUCCCUUGUCCUCUAUCACCUUGAAGGAGGCACCGAGGCGCAGCGUCACUUUACCCGGCACCAGCUGGCAGAAUUACAGAAAACAUACAGCAUUGUGCCACUUGUUCCUACCAGUUCACUGACAGCUGGGCAGGAAUCAAUACCUCGGGCUCUGCACAUGGUAGAUGAGCACCUGCUCCCUGUGGACAACAGUAGUAUCUUCUGGUCAAAAUUAGGCAAAAACCUCGAGUACUACAAGUUUCAGCGACCAUCAGGCCAGCCCGCAACUCCAUCAAAUAAACCUGUGUCUCCUGUUGAGCCUCCAUUCACGAAGUGGACUGCCGCUGCGGCAUUCGUGGAAAUGGUCAUAUUCUUUGAAUCGCCGAACGGGCUAUUUUCUGUGACACUUGCCAAAACUGGUCGCAUCUUGCCUGUCAGUACGAUGGACAGGCAAGUGAUCUGGGGCCACGGGCCAAAUUUGAAUGUGAUACGUGCAGUGCGACCACUAUCCGAGAGCUCAUGGGGGCUAAACCUGAAAGGCCGCUUUGUGCUAUCCGUGCCCAGCAAGUUCUGGCAGCUCGCCUCAAGUAAAGGGGGUCUUGCCCGCUUUGGCAAAUUUUGGUAUCCGGUCCGCAUUGUUGACACUGAAAACCUGCUGGGCAAGGCUUAUUUCUUUGUAAAGUGGUGGCGAGGAAAUCACUACACGUCUCCCCGGUCACCUCAAGACCUUGCACGACCUGUCCUUCUUGAUGAUCUGGUAGAUGCUUUAUGGAAUGAUGCAAAAGCACGUCGACAGAUAAAGCUUGGAAAAUGGCAGCAUUCAUGGGAAUCAGCAAUGUCGGCCAGCAUUGAAGAAACUCUUGCAUCAUUCACAAGUCCUAUUUCCUGUCCAAGUGUGGCUAUUGCCAGUGCUUUGCUGCCACACCUGGGCAUGCUCACCAAUAUGGUCAACAGGCUGGAAUAUCCAGAACAUUUUCCUCACUCGUUGGCUGCUCAGUAUUCAGCUAAAAACCCUCAAGAAAGGCCCCCUGUUUUUGGUGGCCUGCUUACUGCUAGUGAUGCAGCACAGAUUGCCCGCUGGAUCCUCCUUAAUGUUCCUGGUUCAGCUUCGGGCAUUGCAUGGCCAUGGCAUAAUCAUUGGCCCCACUCGCAUGCUUCUGCCAUUGUAUAUGCUACCCGACUGGCGGGUACAAUUCCGUCAAAUGCUGAAAUAGUUGAAACCCAGGACAUUUUAACUGUAGCAUGGGAGCAUCUGCUCAAGGCCCGUCUCCAGGGUGUUGAAGCACAGCUUCGCCAGGUAGACGUCGACUGGGAAUGUCUGCAUCUCCUAGAGCAGAGAAUGUUUACUGACUCUCCUGAAGCCGGAGUCGCUGGUAAUGAGCAGUGGGGUUGGGAUAUUGGUCGCCAUCAAGAUAACUGGAGUCCAUAUGCUGGUGUUCCUUCUCACUGGAAAGAAUACCGUGUUGAGCACGAAGAUGAGCUCGAGGUAGGUAGCCAGUUCUCAGGGACACCUGAUGAUACUGUCCCGACCGCAAUCGCUGGCGAGGUUACCGAGUGCCCGCCACUACCACGAAAACAUAUACCCAAACCUCGCAGAAAGAAAAGGAAGCCAGAAGAAAGCCAGUCCGAGGCUGUUCCUGCUGGCCCAGGCAGUGCGAAACGACUUCGGUCAGGGGCUAGACUUGUUGGAAUUGACAAGGCAUCACGCAGUCCGACGGUGCCCCAACGUCGGCCGUGUUCCUCCAUCGUGGUUGCAGCGCAGGCGAUGCCAGAUUUCGGUGGCAUCAACGCUGCGACGCAGGCGCCAACAUCGGACAUGUCAACAUUGUGA